AUUUGAAGUGUUCAAUAAGUUUAAACGUUGUAACAUAUGUGUCUCUUACUUUCAUAAAUAUGUCGAUUUGAGUGAGAUUAAAUAGUUUGAAAAACAAUUUGGUAGUGUCAGAAAAUUAUGAAAUUUGACGGCCAACAGAAUGCCACAAGUCCUAAGCACACUCCUCCAGAUUCUUCUGUAGCAGAAAAUCCUAGCCCUCACCUUAAAUCUGGCACCAACAACAAUUUCAGCACCACCCAAGAUCCUGAUGAACUCAAUACAACCUCAACAAAAUCCCUAAGACCGGAUCUGGAGAGCAAUUAUAACUCCACAGCACGUACUCGAAAUUUCUCAUUCUCCAGCUCGUACCAUCCGAAUAUCAGCACUUUCAAUAACCGAAUCGACAGUUCUGCAAACCUAGAUAUAUAUCCUUAUAAGCCCAUUGGUGCCUUCACCGUCCUUAACAGCGAAGAAGGGUUAAGCCCGUUGGGUAGCAGUAAGCCUAACGCAAUUGUGCGCCCAAUUCGUCGUUUCGACAAUCAGGAGUUGGCGUGGUCUGCUCGUCAGGAUGUUACAAAUGGAGAAAAUACUCUAUGGUCACAACGGAAGCAUCACCUAAAAGAUAAUUUAAACUCCACCUCAUCGAAGAAAAUGACCCAUUUUUCUUUGGCAAGACCAACCACAGAGACUACUGAGCAGUUAAGAGGCAAACUAAAUCGAACACUACAUAAUUUGCAUGAGACAGCUGAGACAUGGAUCAGUUCUAGGCACUCCUCAAAUGCAAGCCAACAAGAGAAUGUAGUUAAACGACCCCUAUUCAUCACUACAGUACCCACUGGUGUCUUCUUGCCACCUCCGAAAGAGCCUCCAUUACCCUGGUUUCUAAGGCCUCACAUAUAUGCAUACUCCUCACAUCCGGUUGUGCUUGCAACUGGCAAUGCCGCAGCAUCCGACGGCGAUAAUGAUAGUCCAGUAGCGUCAGCUAAUAUCCCCGCUGGCGGUAAAGUAUUAUCGUCAAAUCAGUUGAAAAGUGUAAUUCCUAACCCAAAAGCGAAUGCAAUUUCGAGUAUUGCUCCCAACCCAACUACGAAUGUGAAUGUCCUGACAACAAAUGGUUCACGACGUGGUCAGCCAUCUCCUCCAUCUAAAUAUUCUUUGACGGGUGGUGUAAACCUCACCCAACAACAAUUUCAUGAACAAAUUCAGCAACGUCGUGCAAAAAGAGAUGUUCCUCCACCACCAUACCGUAAUGUCAUGUACGACCGCCGGGUAAUACGUGGAUCCGUAUUUGGGACUCAACAACUUUUGGAAAACUCAGACCCUUUUGAUAAAGCAGCUGAGAUUCGUCGACGCCAUGCUAUAAGGAAGCAGAAAGUAUGUCGAAGUCAACGCAAUGUUCUUGGAACUCCACCGCCUGUUAACGGUCGACGCCAUGAAGUUAUUCAAACCGAAAAAUAUUUGGAAGAACUAGUACAACGUCCCCCGGAAUUCUCAGUAGAUACACAGACCGAUUUGUUCCUUGAGAAACCACCUGAACCUCCUUAUAUCCCUGCCAAAGUAGGUGUAGAUGCUGCAACUGAAAUUGCCGACGGGGAACUUUUCCACUUUGAUGCUGAAGCUCAACCUAUAAUCGAUAUACUUGUGGAUGCUUGUAUCGAACAAAGCAUGUUGGAGGUUGCGCAUGAACAAGAGAUUGCUGCACUUCGACAGAAACAAGCCGAAUUCAUGGCCCAACGGGAAGCAGAAUUAGCAGAACUUCGUCGCCUUGAAGCAGAGGAGUUACGCUUACAAGCCGAAAAAGAGCGUCGCUUACAACAGGAUACCAUUGCCAAAGAAUUAGACGAAGAAAUGCAGAAGAGCGUAACUGCUGCUAAAUUAUUGCAAGGUCAUAUUGCUGGUUUACUGCCUGAGGUUUUGGACAACCUUGAACCAGCUACAGACGCAGCAAAGAAAGAACAUCUCAUGAAAACAAUUGCACCUUGGUUAACCGUCGAGGUUGCAGAGGAGGUUGGCCAUAUCGUGGACUCUCGCGAGAUACUCACCGUCAUCAUUCAGGAGAUAAUCAAACAGCGUGCAACUGCCUAUGCUGGUUACAAAGAAGACAUACCGCUUGAAACAGUAAUAGAACGUGGUGAAGAUGAUAUGAUUGAAGAGAUAACAAAAGAAGAAAUAUGUACGUGUGAGUCAAGUGAUAUCAGCAGUGAGAAAACAGAUAAAUGCGACGACAUGUCAAAGAAAGUGUGAUCAAAACUGAAAAUUGUUUAAUAUUAAAUGAUUUAUUUGCUCCCUAAACCUUUUGUAUUAACAAAAUAAUCUGAAUGCAAAUUUUGGAUAUUCAGAUACAAGCAUACAUAUGCAGAUGGACAAAAAUUUCUACGUGGACGAUUUCUGGCUAUCAUCAACAUCAAUCAAAUAUUGAUAAUUAAUGAAAAUUAUGUUGACGCUUAUGAAUAUUGAUGACAUCGAAGGACAUUGCUGGUUAUGGAAUUUGGAGAAAAGAGAAGUCACAAGUUUUAAUUAACGAAAUACUCUAACAUUAUGGAGCAAUCUUCAAUCCAUCUUAAAUGGAUAAUCUCAUAGUGUUGGUGUUAAUUGAUUUGCGACUGCUGUAUUCUUAAAAUUCACUUUUCGGGCUUUUGUUAAAUCUAAUUGGGAAGCUGUCGAAUUGAAAAAAAAUAUUGCCAUAAGCAUUGUUUAUUCCUUAUAUACUUAAAUAUAUAUUUCAAUAUUAUAAAUAAAUAAUGUUAAUAAAUUUGUUUCCUUUGGCUUGUAUUAAUAGCAACCAACAAGCACCCAUCAUA
Molecule: messenger RNA, 2780 nt
Organism: Zeugodacus cucurbitae (melon fly)
Lineage: Eukaryota; Metazoa; Arthropoda; Insecta; Diptera; Tephritidae
Gene: Rsph3
Product: radial spoke head protein 3 homolog
Exons: 5
Coding region: 118-2223 (701 amino acids)
Cellular component (GO): cilium
Source: RefSeq, a predicted model, not a curated record